Messenger RNA from [Torrubiella] hemipterigena, 993 nucleotides. The record is from the annotation of a GenBank genome assembly. Lineage: Eukaryota; Fungi; Ascomycota; Sordariomycetes; Hypocreales; Clavicipitaceae.
AUGCCGUCGAUUCUUCCUUUCUUGAUGACCAUUGGUGGUGCCGCUGCCGCUACUGCUGGCGGCCAGCUCAACGGCUACUGGGGCCAAAACGGAUACAUUUACGACGGUUUAUCCGAUUACUGUGACACAGGUGUCAGAUACGUAUCUCUGUCUUUCAUCAGCCGAGCACCUGAGUACGAUGAGGCUACCGGAUACCCAGUCUGGUUGCUCAGUGGCUGCGCGACGAUGAAGCAGGACAUCUCGUACUGCCAGAAGCGCGGUGUCAAAGUACUCAUGAGCAUUGGCGGGGUCUGGAACAACGACGCCGACUACCGCGUAUCAACAGAGCAAAAUGGUCGCGAUUUCUCCGACUUUCUCUGGGGAGCCUUCGGUCCAUACAACACAUCGUGGACGGGCCCCCGUCCCUUGGACUUCAAUGGCACACAUAAUGCUGUUGAUGGCUUCGACUUUGACAUUGAGAUCAAAAUUGACGACAAGCCAUAUAUUGCGAUGGUAGACCGGUUUCGCGAAUUGGCUCCCAGCAUGUUCAUCUCGGCUGCACCUCAGUGUCCACUAGCACCACAGUAUUUUUACAUGCAGGAAUUGAUUCAAAAGGCUAAGCUUGACGCGUUGUUCGUUCAGUUCUACAACAACGAGGGUUGCGAUGCCGUCAUUGGCAACUCGAAGUGGGAUGACGAGUUCAACUUCAAUGCCUGGGGGGAUGUGCUUGCUGCUAGUGAUAAAAGCAAGGAUGCCAAGGUCUUCAUUGGCCUGCAGGCUGUCGAGGGUAGCUCGGGAUACAUCACCGCCAAGGAAAUGCAGAACCUUGUCUGCCAGUAUCAGGACAAGUCCUACUUUGGCGGUGUCUCUCUGUGGGAUAUGACCCUUGCAACUGGUAACAAAGUCAACGGAAAGUCGUACGUGGAAUCAGCAGUGGACGUUCUUCGCGAUGGCUGUAAAGACUCUCAACAGUCCACCAUCUCAGCCACUACCAGCACAGUACCAGCUCCAUAA